Molecule: messenger RNA, 6197 nt
Organism: Cyprinodon tularosa
Lineage: Eukaryota; Metazoa; Chordata; Actinopteri; Cyprinodontiformes; Cyprinodontidae
Gene: atp2b1a
Product: ATPase plasma membrane Ca2+ transporting 1a
Exons: 21
Coding region: 413-4222 (1269 amino acids)
Biological process (GO): calcium ion transmembrane transport; regulation of cytosolic calcium ion concentration
Cellular component (GO): membrane; intracellular membrane-bounded organelle
Molecular function (GO): PDZ domain binding; ATP binding; P-type calcium transporter activity
Source: RefSeq, a predicted model, not a curated record
GGGCGGGGCCUUACCUCAGAUCGGGGCAACGAGUCUAGUCUUCGGUGAGACUGAGGGGGAGUGAGGAGUGAAACGGACAGGGAUUGCUCUCGGAAUCUACAUGCAAGGUGAUCUCCGGGUCUGCGGGCGUUCUUCAGUCACCAUGAAUGAUUAGGAACUCAGCUCUCCAAGGGAUAUAAUGGUUUGUUUUGUAAUAUCUCUACACUACCACCUGACAUGUGACUCCAGCUGCCUGUGAAGGAUCUGUCAGCUGUUUAUGGAAACCAUUUGUGUAUUUGCACUCUUGAGGAUUUAAAAUUAUAUUUUUUUUGGUUAUUUUUUUAAGGACAACAAUUUUCUAUUUUAGCCCCACUGUCGGGUAAAAGCAGCAGCGCUUUGCAAAAGACUAGGGGUGGCAGCAGGAAGCAAGGCAAUGGCAAACAACUCGUACAGUGGGGUGAAGAACUCCCUGGUGGAGGCCAACCACGAUGGGGACUUUGGCUGCACACUCAAAGAACUGCGCUCCUUAAUGGAGCUACGAGGCGCUGAGGCGAUAACCAAAAUUAGUGAAACCUACGGAGAUACUCAAGGACUCUGCAACCGUUUAAAAACAUCACCUAUAGACGGUCUAAGUGGACAGCCAGCUGAUAUUGAGAAGCGAAAAACUGUGUUUGGAGAAAAUCUAAUCCCACCCAAAAAAUCCAAAACUUUCUUACAAUUAGUGUGGGAGGCACUACAGGAUGUCACAUUAAUUAUUCUUGAAGUGGCAGCCAUAGUUUCACUAGGCCUUUCUUUUUAUAGACCACCAGAUGCUGAAAGAGAACAUUGUGGAAGAGCUGCUGGUGGUGGAGAUGAUGAAGGGGAGUCUGAGGCAGGCUGGAUAGAGGGUGCUGCCAUUCUUCUUUCAGUUAUCUGUGUUGUGUUGGUGACAGCAUUUAAUGACUGGAGUAAAGACAAGCAGUUUAGAGGCCUCCAAAGCCGAAUUGAGCAGGAGCAGAAAUUUACUGUUGUCCGAGCAGGACAAGUUAUCCAAAUUCCCGUGGCUGAGAUUGUGGUAGGCGAUGUUGCACAAGUAAAAUAUGGUGACCUCUUACCUGCGGAUGGAGUCCUUGUACAAGGCAAUGAUCUUAAAAUCGAUGAAAGCUCACUCACAGGAGAGUCGGACCAUGUGAAGAAAACACUAGAAAAAGAUCCAAUGAUGUUAUCAGGCACUCAUGUAAUGGAAGGCUCAGGAAAAAUGGUGGUGACUGCUGUGGGGGUCAACUCUCAAACUGGAAUUAUCUUCUGUCUACUCGGGGCUGCCGAAGACGACGAUGAAGAUGAAGAGGAAAAGAAGAAGGAAAAGGAGGAGAAGAAAAAACAGCGAAAAACAAAAGCACAGGAUGGUGCAGCUAUGGAGAUGCAGCCUCUCAACAGCGACGAAGCAACUGAUGCAGAGGAGAAGAAAAAAGCCAACUUGCCAAAGAAAGAAAAGUCUGUUCUCCAAGGCAAACUAACCAAACUAGCUGUGCAAAUUGGGAAAGCAGGGCUGCUUAUGUCAGCCGUCACUGUCAUUAUCCUGGUGGUGAUGUUUGUAAUAGACACAUUCUGGAUCCAGGACCUGCCUUGGGUCAAGGACUGCACGCCCAUUUACAUCCAGUUCUUUGUGAAAUUCUUUAUCAUUGGUGUGACCGUCCUGGUGGUGGCUGUUCCUGAAGGCCUGCCGCUUGCCGUAACCAUCUCUCUGGCUUACUCUGUGAAGAAAAUGAUGAAGGACAACAACCUUGUGAGACAUUUGGAUGCCUGUGAGACGAUGGGAAACGCUACAGCUAUUUGCUCUGAUAAGACGGGAACCCUCACCAUGAACCGCAUGACUGUGGUCCAGGUCUUCAUCGCUGAAAAGCACCACAGGAAAGUCCCAGAACCAGAAAGCAUCCCUUCCUCUACUUUAGACACGCUGAUUGUUGGAAUAGCUGUUAAUUGCGCCUACACUACUAAUAUCAUGCCUCCAGAAAAAGAAGGGGGUCUGCCUCGUCAGCUGGGCAACAAAACAGAGUGUGCCUUGCUUGGCUUCUCUAAUGAUUUGAAACGAGACUAUCACGCCAUCCGCAGUGAAAUCCCUGAAGAGAAGCUCUACAAAGUCUACACGUUCAACUCUGUUCGCAAAUCUAUGAGCACCGUGUUGAAGAUGGCCGACGGCAGCUUCCGGAUGUUCAGCAAAGGAGCCUCAGAAAUUCUCCUUAAAAAGUGCUACAAAAUUCUUACUGCAAAUGGUGAGCCAAAGAUCUUCCGCCCGAGGGAUAGAGAUGACAUGGUGAAGAAGGUCAUUGAGCCCAUGGCUUCAGAAGGCCUGAGGACCAUCUGCCUUGCAUACAGAGAUUUUCCUGCCUCUGAUGGUGAACCUGAAUGGGACAAUGAAAACGAUAUUCUCACUGGAUUAACAUGCAUCUGCGUGGUGGGCAUCGAGGACCCUGUGAGACCAGAGGUCCCGGAAGCUAUCAGGAAAUGCCAGCGUGCUGGCAUCACAGUGCGGAUGGUGACUGGGGAUAACAUUAACACAGCGCGUGCCAUCGCCUCCAAGUGUGGUAUCUUACUUCCUGGAGAUGACUUCCUUUGCCUGGAGGGAAAAGAAUUUAACCGCAGAAUACGCAAUGAAAGAGGAGAGAUUGAACAAGAACGCAUUGACAGAAUCUGGCCGAGACUACGAGUUCUGGCUCGGUCUUCUCCCACAGACAAACACACAUUGGUUAAAGGAAUUAUUGACAGCACAAUAGCAGAACAGAGGCAGGUAGUCGCAGUGACGGGGGACGGUACGAAUGAUGGCCCUGCCUUAAAGAAAGCUGAUGUUGGUUUUGCCAUGGGUAUCGCUGGGACAGACGUUGCAAAGGAAGCUUCAGACAUUAUUCUGACGGAUGAUAAUUUUUCCAGCAUCGUUAAAGCCGUGAUGUGGGGCAGGAAUGUGUAUGAUUCCAUCUCCAAGUUCCUUCAGUUUCAGUUAACUGUUAACGUUGUGGCGGUCAUUGUAGCAUUUACAGGAGCGUGCAUCACACAGGACUCCCCUCUAAAAGCGGUUCAGAUGUUAUGGGUAAACCUGAUUAUGGACACAUUUGCAUCGCUGGCUCUGGCCACAGAGCCCCCAACAGAAUCCUUACUGCUGAGGAAGCCGUAUGGCCGAAACAAGCCUCUAAUAUCCCGCACCAUGAUGAAGAACAUUCUCGGGCAGGCCGUGUACCAGCUCGUUAUCAUUUUUACUCUGCUUUUUGCUGGAGAGAAGUUGUUUGACAUCGACAGUGGCAGAAAUGCACCUCUCCAUGCUCCACCCUCUGAACACUACACAGUUGUUUUCAAUACCUUUGUUUUGAUGCAACUUUUUAAUGAAAUCAACGCCCGAAAAAUACAUGGAGAACGGAACGUCUUUGAGGGCGUUUUCAACAACCCCAUCUUUUGUACUAUUGUCUUUGGCACAUUUAUUGUUCAGAUAGUUAUAGUGCAAUUUGGAGGGAAGCCAUUCAGCUGUGUGGGGCUCAACAUUGAACAAUGGCUGUGGUGCACUUUCCUAGGAUUUGGCUCCUUGCUAUGGGGACAGGUUAUCUCCUCCGUACCCACCAGUCGCUUAAAAUUCCUGAAAACUGCCGGCCACGGCACCCAGAAAGACGAGAUACCAGAUGAUGAACUGGAGGAGCUGGAGGAUGUGGAUGAGAUCGACCAUGCUGAGCGAGAGCUUCGCCGAGGCCAAAUCCUCUGGUUCAGAGGCCUCAAUCGGAUCCAAACUCAGAUGGAUGUUGUGAGUGCGUUCCAGAGUGGAACUUCCUUUCAGGGGGCUCUAAGGCGGCAGGCCUCCAACUCCAGCCAACAGCAGCACGAUAUCCGAGUGGUGAAGGCAUUCCGCAGCUCCAUCUCCCUCUAUGAGGGGCUGGAGAAGCCCGAGUCGCGAUCGUCAAUUCACAACUUCAUGACCCAUCCCGAGUUCCGGAUAGAGGACUCGGAGCCUCAUAUUCCCCUCAUUGAUGACACCGACGCGGAGGACGACGCUCCCACCAAGCGUAAUUCUGCCAGCCCACGCAAUACCACACCCACUCCGCCUUCUCCCUCGCCUUCACCCACACCCGCCACCACCGUGGCCCCCAGCACGCCGGUCUCUCCCUCACCCAACCAGAACAAUAACGCUGUAGAAAGCGGCAACCACCUCUUCCCAGAGGGCCCCAAAUCAGGAACCCUGUCAGCCCCUGGGAGCCCACUACACAGCCUGGAAACCUCCCUUUGAUCUGACCCGGCUCCACACGGCUGCACCUUCUUACCCACCACCAAUGAGCUCCACUCAAACGGCCGGUCGCUUGGAGAGGAGAGACAAAGGUCUAAACAGAGAGGGGAGUCUUGUGUGAGCUUGGCUUGGGCUGGACUGAAAGGACAGCAGACAUUCAGAGGAAUGUACGGCUUGGUGUGGAUUCUUUGAUUUUUAUCUUUUUCUCUGUUGGUUCUUGUUAAUACCCUGCUGCAACUCAAGGACUUGGUCUUCGUCCCACCAUCCUUGGUAACUUUUUUUUUUUUUCCUGGGGUUGCAAGCGGUGAUUAUAAACUCAGAUUGAAAGUGACCUGUUUUUAUUGCUCUAAUGUUAUUGCUGUUAUUUGAAUUGAGAAGGUGAGGUCCUCCUCUGGCCGCGAGGUCAUGUUGUGAGACAGAACUUUUAGCUUAUCUUUUAUCUGAAGGGUGGUGUAUAUUUAUUUGGUUGGCCCUUCUCAUUCAAAACCUAUUUCUGCUUUAUUGGCUGUUAAUAAUUGAGUUAUUUAUGUUUUUGAAAGAAAUAAACAGGUCUGUUUACAAAGUUUGUAGAUAGUUAUUUUUUUCUGUUUGUAGGCAAAAGAGCUUCCUGAUGUAUAAUAAAAAAAAAAAAACUGGGACAGUAUGAACAUUAUUGAGAGGAUUAUUUCAGAUACUGCUGUAUUUUCAGGAAAAAAGGGUGUUUCUAUUGAAACCUAACUAUUUUUGCCUGCAAGUUUUGUUAUAUAUUUGUCAAUAUAGAACCUUCUAGCCAAACCGAUGAACAUAAAGGCUUGUAUAGUAAAAAGAGGUCCAAGGGUUACGAGGUGUUUUCACAGGAGACUCGGCUGGGAAGACGACGGCCUCUCUCCACUGACAUCACUAUAAAUAUUCUUCCAUUUCUUUAAUAGUUUUCAUGUGCACAAAAUGUUCUGAAUUCUCUUUUCAUUCAUUUUGUUGUGUUUGAGAAAUUUCACGUGUUAAAAGGUUCAUUAUUUUAAAAGGGAUUUUAGGAACCAUCUGGGCCUGUACUUAACAAGCAUCUCACUCAGAAUCCAGCAGGAAGUCAGGAGGUCCGCACACCAACACCUGCUAGAUCUGCUGACAGGUUCUCUUUUUAGAUCUGUGGAAAUAUGAGGCUUAAAAACAUCUUUGUAGUCACAGUUGAAUCCAUUAGUGAAGCAGUUGCUUUAUGGCUGAAAUCUUACAGGCUUACUUUUUGUAAUGACUUUAGUUCAACUUGGCACUGAGCCACUGAAUCAGUUUUUCAGUGAGAUGAUCACACAAACUAAUAUGAAUGUGCCUUGGCUACAACAUGGAUUGAAACAAUCCUGAUCUCAUCAUUCACCACCUUCAGGAAACUCCUCACAGAGAAAGCAUUUGUUUCAACAGCUAAAAGCAGGACCAAAACAAAAACACACUUGUUUCAAAUAUUUUGGGUGAGGCAGGACAAAUCUCCUCCCUUUGGAUGCUUGAUAACUAUGGAUCCUGGUAACCAUUGCUUUUAUUUAAUUUUUUUUUAAUGAGCAAACUAUUAGUGCCCUGCCAAUGUGCAAUACUGACAUACAUUUACUCAGGCAUAAAAAUAAAAAUCUGUAAAAUUAUUUGUGUAUUUAGGGAGCAAAAUGUUGCCAGGCAAAAACAAUAUCCGUCAUCCAUUUUAAGAUCGUACUCUAAAGAAAGUUUAAGUACUUUUUCAGCUUUUUUUAAACUAUUAAAAGUAAAUUACUUUUGUGUUUUCUUCUUAAGCCUGUCCAUAAGACUCAUUUCACUCAUAUUAAAUGUUUCUGCAUUUGGUUUGUUUGUAAAAUAGUUUUGAAACCUGAUGUACUGGAAACGCUAAAGAUUGGACAUGUGCAUUUUUCAGAAGAAGAAAUACUAGGCAUACACUGGUAUCUAUCUGCACAGGGUACUUUAUACAUGCUGUACUGUGUUUAUAGUUUUCAAUAAAAGUUGUCACUGGACUAUGGUAUUAAUUAUU